This is a messenger RNA of Neurospora hispaniola, 285 nucleotides long. RefSeq lists its product as uncharacterized. The record is from RefSeq and is a predicted model, not a curated record. The transcript has a single exon. NCBI's taxonomy places the organism in Eukaryota, Fungi, Ascomycota, Sordariomycetes, Sordariales, Sordariaceae. Bases 1 to 285 code for a protein of 94 amino acids.
AUGGAGCAGCAGAGACGCAUUAGUCGAGCUAGGGUGGAGAUAUGUGCCGCCCCCAGAGGUCUCUUGGCCACGGUGGUCUUGGAAACCUCUUUCCAAGCCAGAGCCAGAGCCAGAAGCCAGAAGCCGAGGCCGGAGACGCAGACACAACCCGAAAAAGCAGAAUCAGAGAUUUUAGUGCUGACAGACGAUCAACAGCGGUGGCGGAAGAGGGCAGUAGACAAGGCGCGAGGGGAGGGUACCAGGAGAAGCUUAAAGUAUGGAAUGGUGAGUGAUGUAUGUAAUUAG